CAAACUUCUCCCCCAAACUGGGUUCCACCUCAGGAAACCGAAUCCUCCAGCUGUGGCGUCCCAGACGCCCGCCCCGACACGCCCCUCGCCAGCCGCCUCCCCCUGCGCCCCUGCCCUAGCCCUGUUCUGUCGGGUGCUCCUCCGACCGCCGUCCCGGCACCUCUCCCCGCGUCCCUUGCCCUAAGAUGAAGGUUUGGCUGCUGCUUGGUCUUCUGCUCGUGCACGAAGCGCUAGAGGAUGUCACUGGCCAACAGCCUCCGAAGAACAAGCGUCCAAAGGAGCCGGGAGAGAACAGAAUCAAGCCCACCAACAAGAAGGUGAAACCCAGAAUUCCUAAAAUAAAGGACAGGGACGCAGCUGAUGGCACACCAAAGACGCAGUCAAUAAUGAUCCAGAUGCUGGAGAAAGGCCGCUUCCAGAAACCUGCAGCUACCCUGAGUCUGACAGCAGGGCAAACCCUCGAGCUUCGGUGUAAAGGGAACAAAAUUGGAUGGAGUUAUCCUCCCUAUCUCGACACCUUUAAGGACUCCCGUCUCAGCGUGAGGCAGCACGAGCGCUAUGGCCAGCUGACUCUGGUCAACUCCACGGCCGCGGACACGGGCGAGUUUAGCUGCUGGGGACAGCUCUGCCAGGGCUACGUCUGCAGGAAGGACGAGACCAAAACCGGCUCCACCUACAUCUUUUUUACAGAGAAAGGAGAACUCUUUGUACCUUCUCCCAGUUACUUUGAUGUUGUCUACCUGAACCCGGACAGGCAGGCUGUGGUUCCUUGUCGAGUGACUGUCCUGUCGGCCAGAGUCACCCUCCACAGGGAGUUCCCUGCCAAGGAAAUCCCAGCCAAUGGGACAGACAUUGUUUACGACAUGAAGAGGGGCUUUGUGUAUCUGCAACCUCAUUCCGACCACCAGGGGGUGGUCUACUGCAAGGCGGAGGCUGGGGGCAAGUCUCAGAUCUCAGUCAAGUACCAACUACUGUAUGUGGAAGUUCCCAGAGGCCCUCCGUCAACAACCAUCUUGGCGUCCUCAAACAAAGUGAGGAGCGGGGAUGACAUCAGCGUCCUCUGUACCGUCCUGGGGGAACCUGAUGUCGAGGUGGAAUUCAGGUGGAUCUAUCCAGGACAGAAGGAUGAAAGGCCUGUGACGAUUCAAGACACUUGGCGGCUGAUCCACAGAGGACUGGGGCACACCACAAGGAUCUCCCAGAGCAUCCUGACAGUUGAAGACGUUGCAACCACUGACGUAGGGUAUUACAUUUGCACUGCUCGGAAUCUCCAAGGGGAGACUACAGUAGCGACCACUGUUGAGUUUUCCUGACUUGGAAAAUGAAGUAUAAUGAAUUGAGGGCAAGUUCAUUUGUGCGCAUGGCCGGCUUUGGGGUUCUGGUGACUCAUGCUUUGCCGGAGGCUGCCGUUCGGUGCCAAACCCCGCCCCCUGCCCUGAGAGUCAGACCCAGACGUCCAAACUCAAAGGAAGUCAUUCGGUCUAAUAGUGUUAACUCCUCUGACAGAAAGCAUGUAUUUUGAUUGCUUACCUAUGUAUCUGCAUUUCUACUUUUUAUAAUAAAAAAGCAUAGAUGUUAA
This is a messenger RNA of Panthera uncia (snow leopard), 1579 nucleotides long. RefSeq names its product platelet derived growth factor receptor like (gene PDGFRL). Lineage: Eukaryota; Metazoa; Chordata; Mammalia; Carnivora; Felidae. The record is from RefSeq and is a predicted model, not a curated record. The transcript has 6 exons. Bases 186 to 1313 code for a protein of 375 amino acids.